CUCCAAAUGCCAUCCUACAUUUAUAUCCAACUACCAACAAACCAAAACCUCUGAAGUAACUCAAUAUACGACAAAAUGGCCAUCGUAACAACACUCCUCGCACCAGUCCACCUCCUCUCCUUCUCAACUCUUCUCGGCUCUCAACUCUACCAAACCUUCAUCAUCACAAAAGUCACUUUCAAACACCUCCCACGAACUCCAUAUAUCAAUUUACAAAAGAACCUCUUCCCCAUAUUCUUCCAAGGCCAAGCUCUUCUCCUCUUCCUCACGGCCAUAACACUACCUCCGUACGGUGCUCUCUCACUUAUUGAGCACAAGAGCGAUUGGAUACCAUUUGCGAUAUCUGGAUUUGUCUCGGGGCUUAACCUUAUGGUGUUUGGACCGAGGACGAGACAGUUGAUGUUGGAUCGUGUUGAGCAGGGGACACUGGAAGGGAAGACGGUGGAGGGGCCGAGUUCUGCGAUGGAGGCUAUCAAGAAGAGAUUUAGGACUUCGCAUGCUAUGUGUAUUCACUUGAACUUGAUUGGUCUUGGGGCUCAUCUUUGGUAUACAUGGAGACUGGCAUCCCGCCUCGACUUUUCACUAUAA
Fusarium oxysporum Fo47 is the source of this 588-nucleotide messenger RNA. RefSeq names its product DUF4149 domain-containing protein. The transcript has 2 exons. Bases 76 to 588 code for a protein of 170 amino acids. The record is from RefSeq and is a predicted model, not a curated record. Lineage: Eukaryota; Fungi; Ascomycota; Sordariomycetes; Hypocreales; Nectriaceae.